AUUUAUUUGAAGUGUCAAAAACGUAGCUGAAGUAGUGGCUCUCUUAGUGCCGUAGAAACGGCGUGGUAACCUGGUCUGGGGCCGGGGGUUCAUGACCGACGGUUCGAAAAUGGACUCCGCUUGUGUUUGCGCACUAGGCCUAUGCUUACAGUGGUGGUAAAAACUAAAAAAGAAAGAGAAAUGUAGUUUUAGUGGAAAAGUGUCACCAGUAGUGAAUGUAUACCCUCCCAUCUCUCCAUAGCGCGGUCUAGUUUGAGUGGCCUUUCCGCCGUUCAGCAGGUUAAUUUUCAUUAUUACUUUACAGCCUGUACACUUUUUGUUCAACUGUCUAGCUUCUAAACUUUUUUACCAACGUAAUUUUGUUUUUACGGUGAUUUCUGGAAUCAUGGCCACUGAACACAUUAAUGGGAAUGGUACAGAAGAACCUAUGGACACGCCUGCUGCAGUUACCCAUUCUGAGCACUUCCAGGCUUUGUUAGAAGCUGGUUUACCACAGAAAGUUGCUGAAAAACUAGACGAAAUUUACCUAGCAGGUUUGGUAGUACACAGUGACUUAGACGAACGGGCACUUGAAGCUUUGAAAGAGUUUAAUGAAGACGGUGCUCUGCAAGUACUCCUGGAGUUUAAGGACAGUGACCUUUCACAUGUACAAAACAAAAGUGCCUUUCUGUGUGGAGUAAUGAAGACCUACCGGCAGCGGGAAAAACAAGGGACAAAAGUAUUGGAAAGUAACAAAGGACCUGAUGAAACCAAAAUCAAAGCCCUCUUGGAGAGAACUGGCUACACACUAGACGUGACCACAGGUCAGAGAAAAUACGGAGGUCCCCCCCCAGAGUCUGUGUACCCAGGAACACAGCCCCCAGUGGGCACAGAGAUAUUUGUAGGCAAAAUCCCAAGAGACUUGUUUGAGGAUGAGCUUGUUCCACAGUUUGAGAAGGCUGGGCCCAUAUGGGACCUGAGGCUAAUGAUGGACCCCUUCAGUGGGCUAAACCGUGGAUAUGCCUUCAUCACUUUCUGCACUAAAGAAGCUGCUCAGGAGGCUGUGAAGCUGUGUAACAACAGUGAAAUACGGCCUGGCAAACACAUAGGAGUCUGCAUAUCUGUCGCUAAUAACCGGCUCUUUGUUGGCUCGAUACCCAAGAAUAAAACGAAAGAGCAGAUCUUGGAGGAGUUUGCUAAAGUCACAGAGGGUCUCAGUGAUGUAAUAUUGUACCAUCAGCCCGAUAACAAGAAGAAGAACAGAGGCUUCUGUUUCUUGGAGUACGAGGAUCACAAAACUGCUGCCCAAGCGCGACGUAGACUAAUGAGCGGGAAAGUGAAGGUGUGGGGCAACGUGGUGACGGUGGAGUGGGCCGAUCCCAUUGAGGACCCAGACCCGGAGGUCAUGGCCAAGGUGAAAGUUCUGUUUGUCCGAAACCUUGCCUGCACAGUAACUGAGGAGAUCCUUGAGAAAACAUUCAGCCAGUUUGGUAAACUGGAGCGGGUAAAGAAACUGAAAGAUUACGCCUUCAUCCACUUUGACGAGAGAGAUGGCGCUGUGAAGGCGCUAGCUGAGAUGAACGGCAAAGAUGUGGAAGGAGAAAGCAUUGAAAUAGUUUUUGCAAAGCCCCCCGACCAGAAGAGGAGGGAACGCAAAGUCCAAAGGCAGUAUGCUAAAACAACAAUGUAUGACGAUUACUAUUACUACGGCCCAUCUCAUGUGCCACCUCCUAUGAGAGGCAGGGGCAGAGGAGGAAGGGGGGGCUACUCCUACCCUCCCGAUUACUACGGUUACGAAGACUAUUACUACGACUAUGGCUACGAUUACCACAACUACCGCGGCGGCUACGAGGACCCCUACUAUGCCUUCGAUGACUAUCUGGUCCCCAGCCAAGGGAGGGGUUCCCGGGGUGCCGCCCCGCUCCGAGGCCGUGGGGGGGCUGCCACAACACCGCCGAGGGGAAGGGCCGGCUUCUCGCUGCGGGGCGGCCCGGGUCCGAGCAGAGGCAUGCGAGGUGCCAGAGGGAGCAUCCAACCGAGAGGCCGCGGGGUACGUGGUGCGAGGGGCGGCCGCGGUGGAGGUGUAGGAGGCAAGCGCAAAGCUGACGUUUACAACCAGCCAGAUUCCAAGCGGCGCCAGACCAAUAAUCAGAACUGGGGCUCCCAGCCCAUUGCUCAGCAGCCGCUGGUGCAUGGUGGUGACAAUUCUGCUAACUAUGGUUACAGACCUGACAACCAGGAAUUUUAUCAGGAUUCUUUUGGGCAACAAUGGAACUAGAAGAUUAGGGCUCCAAUUUACAGAAGUGUGGUGUAGAGACUCGGGAGACGGUCUCUGACUGACCCCACCCUUAAAUAUGAACAGUUGCCACUUAUGUUGGUGUUUUCUUUUUGUAUUUUGAUAAUUUUUAUUUCUUUUAAUUGGUGACAAGAUUCCACUUGUAUAUAUUUUAUGAAACCGCUUGGACUGAACAGCAGAUACACUCCACUUCUGACGAAUUGAAUUUUACCAUUUUUUUUUCCGGGUAUAAAACAAUAAUUAGGUCUGAAAAUUUGCAGACUUGCAUUCCUGUGCUGAGGCUCAGUCUUUAUGAAAUAGUCUUAUGUAUGUUCAAAAAAAUAAGUAUUCUCCACAUGUCCUAAGUAGGUUAACAGCAAAAAAAUACAUCAAUUUAUUGUAUCAAAUAUAAAUAACCAUGUUUGUUACAACAAUAACAUUGCUAGAAAAUAGCUUGUCUUGUUCUGUUUUUUAAUAAGGACGUUCAGUCCUAGUUUUGGCUUGUAUUCUUUGCUGUUUGUCUGCUUUAAUAAAAGUACACAAGUCAGUGUUAAACUACAAAUUGUGUUUUCAAAUUCAUGUUUGGGCAAAACUCUUUUCUCAAUUUGCAUUCAGUCGUUCAACUCCAUGCCAAAAGAUGGCAAAUGAAGGUUUGCACGUAUUGACGUGCUGUAAAUGUCACCUCGUAUACCAUUAUAAAUUUUUUUAAAAACUUAAACUGAAUUUAAGUAAAAUUAAAUUGAAUGUUUCUUAAAGCAUCAUUUUCAGUUAUCACUUUAGAAUUUCAGGAUCUGUGUUUACCCAAAUGCUAGUAAUGUACUAAAUUCACAGCAAUAUCGAUCCUAUACAAAAAAAGGACCAAAACUAAAUUUGCCAUCUGGAUUGAGUACAACUGCCUAACAUUAAACAAUUUCUAAUUUCUAAGUCGUCAAAAGCACAGUUUGAUAAUGAGUCAUUUUAUAAGUUGAACCUGGUUGGAGUGCAUGAGUUCAGUGCCUGUCAGCCUUUUUUAUUGAUAUUUGUAUGUACUACAGUAGCUUUUACACAAGCCUGGCUAAAAUUGUCCUUCAAGAAUAAAUCAGCAUGCUAGCUAGUCGUGUUAAAAUGGCUUUGGUGCAGAGCUGCUCGUACUUUUUAUGAGUGUUUUUUUUCUCUCCUAUAUGUGUGUGGGUGGGUGUGUGUGCACGCACAUGUGUGUUGUGUGGGUGUCUGUCGUGGAUUUUCUUCUAAUUGCAUCCUUUUGUCACCUGGCUAGCAGGAUAAAAGGGUCGAGGCCGGUCCUGACCUGUAACUAUGAAGACUGACUUGUUACACCGGAGGCUGCCAUUGGAUGAGAUGGUAAGGUCGACGCGAUGGCUCAGCAGUCUUACAGAGCAGUCUGUCCAGAGCCAUCAUAGUACAAUGAUCAAGAUGCUACUUCCUUGGACUUUUCUUUAGCUGCCACUUGUGUCUCCCUUUGACCUUUUAAAAAUACCUUUUAAACUAUCAGUUUAAAUCUGGGGAAUUCCACUGAGAUUUAGUCUGUUCAUAAGCUUGAACUUCUCGCUGCGAUGAGCGAUCAACAUCUGGACAUUUUCCCUCGGCCUUGCUGUUUUUUACCUUCAGGUGCUUCAAGGCAUCUUGGGAAAUGGGUGUUUUGAAGCUUAAAAGGAUGCAGUUCCUGUCUUGUAAAUAUUACAAUAUAGGAAAAGUGGGACUACGUACAACAGGUGUUGACUUCCGAGAUCAGGUGAAACAGCGUACCAGUUCUCAGUUCCAGUCAUGUAUGAGUACGUAGACACACACACACACACACAAUAUAUAUAUACGCAAUACACACACACAUUCUUUUUUGUUUUGAGUGGAAUUUCCCCUUUUAUGAUGCCUGAAAGGAACCUGAGACUGAAAAUGUAAGAUGCAUUUUGCACUUAAGUUUGAAUUUAUUGUGGCCUGGAGGAGCUUGACGGUAUUUUUGCUGGAAUAUCCACUUAAUUGUUUCGUUUUGGGCACCUUUGGGGCAAAGAUUGGUAGAUCUGGGUGUAACCAAAAGGCAGGAAUAGUCAGGCAUUCCAGGAAAGUGGUUCUUUUCAGAACUUUAAGGGUCUGUUUAACUACCUCAGUAUGGAGGAUUUAAACUGCCUGGGGUGUGCUGUAAAUAGGUGACUUUACUGAUGAAAGCGGGGCUUGUUCAUCCAUAUUAAAUAUGCACAAGGGUGACAACAGAUACACUGUUGGCCCAACGCUACAAACAGUCAAACUGGGCGUGUGAAAUGGUCUCAUGUGAUGAGGCAGAACAAGCCUUGCUUCCAUCAUUUUAACUGAAUUGGCUGCCUUGCUUCUUCAGGUGAAAUAAUUAUGGUCAUAUGACAGUUGGGGGGGAGGGGGGGGGGCUACACUUUUGUAACAUCCUAAUGACAUUGACUGCUUUUAAGUCUUGCAAUGUCCCAGUUUUUUCCAAUGGAAGAGUGUUUUCUUUUUAAUAAACCUUUUUGUAGUAUUAACGUGUUUUCCUUAAAGGUUGCAUACACAGUUGUAAGAACCAUUGUUUGUUCAUAGACUUGUCCUAAUUCAACAUGACUCUGGCUAACAUUCUGAUAUCCAAGCAACGACAUUUUUCAUUUUUUUUUUGUCUGUUAAGUACCCCUGAAUAUUGUGUUAAUGCAUACCGUGCAGGCAUUACACUGUAGCAGUAGACUGGACAAGGCUGUUUGGUCAUCCAGUGCACUCCAGCUUCUGUUUACACUUAAAGUAUUGUAUUCAAACUUCAUACACCAAUGACAUCCUCCCUAUAAGUGUCACCACAACAAGCAUUUGCUUAGGGCAAUAUUACCAGUUGUGAAUAUUUGGUGGCCAACAACUUUUGCAUUCCUGCAGACUGUUUUGUACUGUUAGAUGAAGUGAGUGUAACUUAUUUUUGUAAUAAAAAUUUUGAUUUUU
Molecule: messenger RNA, 5170 nt
Organism: Brienomyrus brachyistius
Lineage: Eukaryota; Metazoa; Chordata; Actinopteri; Osteoglossiformes; Mormyridae
Product: heterogeneous nuclear ribonucleoprotein Q
Exons: 11
Coding region: 386-2257 (623 amino acids)
Biological process (GO): CRD-mediated mRNA stabilization
Cellular component (GO): nucleus; CRD-mediated mRNA stability complex; ribonucleoprotein complex
Molecular function (GO): mRNA 5'-UTR binding
Source: RefSeq, a predicted model, not a curated record